This is a messenger RNA of Schistocerca nitens (vagrant locust), 978 nucleotides long. RefSeq lists its product as uncharacterized. The record is from RefSeq and is a predicted model, not a curated record. The transcript has 5 exons. Bases 1 to 666 code for a protein of 221 amino acids. NCBI's taxonomy places the organism in Eukaryota, Metazoa, Arthropoda, Insecta, Orthoptera, Acrididae.
AUGUGCUCGCCGAGACGGGUCGGGCACGUGCCCCUAGCGCUGUUCCUGCUUUCGCUGCCGCUGCCGUUGCUCGCCGCGGAGAAAGACGGCCCAGAGCUGUGGGAGUCGGGCGACGUCGGCGGCGCGAUGCACGUGGACGGCGACGCGGCCUCGUUCGAGCGCGUGGAGCUGCGCUGCGGCGCGGACGCGAUGCACGUGCGCGUGGCGACGGCUCGCGACUUCCGCGGCGUGCUGUACACGCGCGGCUCCUUCCACGAGCGCCGGCCCCCCUGCUUCCUGGACGCCGACGGCGGCAACCGCUUCUCCAUGCAGCUGCCGCUCGACGCCUGCAACGCGCUCAACGAGGGCGACGUGCGGUACCGCAACGUGGUGGUGCUGCAGCACGACGACGAGUUCGUGGCCCCCGGGGACGCCGCCUUCACGCUGGAGUGCGACUUCAGCCAGCCCCGGUCGGUCGCCGUCGCCGCAGACCUCAGCCCCGACAGCGGCAGCUCCGCAGACGGGAAACCCGUGCAAGUGAGCUCACGGAUCAGUCUGGUGGACCCAGAUCCCGCGUCUGACAGCCACAGGCAGCGCCGUGCUGAUGUUGACAGUGACUCUGAUGCUGUGUCGCUCACACCUAACGAUGUGCUGCGCCGCCGCCGACGAAACGUCUCCAGGCUAUGACGACCGCCAUCUGCAACACAGUUCCUGACGCAGCUGCCUGGCGUCACUGCUCAUCAGCCUGCUCGGCCUGCGAUAUUCACAUAACGCAAGGGAUAUUAGAAAAAUAAUGAAAACUUUGGUACAUUUAAAUGAUCUCAUUUUAGUGUUAGUAUCUCUGUAAAAUAGAUUCAUGAACUCGACAUAUAUGUCACCACAAAUAAAUAUCUGUAAUAUUCUCAUGUUGGAAUAAUGCUCUGGAAACAGUAUAGGGCAUUACUGGCUGCCAAUAAUGUAUCAACAAACGCAAAUUAGCAAGCCUUCAAAAGAUAUUUA